This is a messenger RNA of Penicillium robsamsonii, 2313 nucleotides long. Its product is annotated as putative signal transducer. Gene Ontology annotation, molecular function: ATP-dependent H2AZ histone chaperone activity. Gene Ontology annotation, cellular component: nucleus. The transcript is spliced from 2 exons. Gene Ontology annotation, biological process: regulation of DNA-templated transcription; chromatin remodeling. Bases 1 to 2313 code for a protein of 770 amino acids. The record is from RefSeq and is a predicted model, not a curated record. NCBI's taxonomy places the organism in Eukaryota, Fungi, Ascomycota, Eurotiomycetes, Eurotiales, Aspergillaceae.
AUGGCCGACAUUAUGGAAGAAGACCCAUCGUCUGGGCUACAAUCUUCGGAGGAAGAGGAGAUGCCCGUGGAAUCAUUGGUCAGAGGGCGCGCGAAACGGAGUACCGCAGGACUACACAUGUCUGCCCUCCUCGAAGCCGCUGCCGAUGAUGACUUGGCGCUUCUCUUUGAGGAAGUCGAAGACGACAAUGAGUUUGCGGAUGUGGCAGACCCCGACGCAGAGGAUGACUUACUAGAGUCGUCGGACGAGGAUGAAGACCAAGGACCGAAUGCGCAAAAUGACUACGAGGGCGAACAAAAACUACAAAAAGACGAGCGCAAGAAGCGUAGAGCCCAGAAUGACCUCCGGUUCCAGACCUUGCGCAAACGAGUCAAGAUCGAUCCAACCGCCCCAUCCUCCAUGUCCGCCGCUCCUCGUCCAAAGAAAAAGUCAGAGCGCAUCUCAUGGAUUCCCACUGUGGAGGAUGGGCCUACUCGGCAAUCAUCGCGUCGCCAGACCAUGGUCAACAAGGAGCUUACGCAUGCUCGCCUCAAGGAUAGCCAAGAGAAACGAGUCCGCAUCAUCGCUACAAUGAAGGAGGCAGAGAAGCGGAAGGCCCACUUGAAACCGAAAGAGAUGACCCAGGAAGAUCAUCUUGCGGAGGCUGCAAGAGUGGAACGGCUUAAUAGCAAAAGUUUGAACCGCUGGGAGCUGUCGGAAAAAAGAAAAGCGGACGAAAGACGAGCGAGGAUCGAAGCACUGCAAAACCGUCGUCUUGAUGGUCCGGUGAUUUCCUACUGGAGUGGUGUGGCUACAUGGACGAACGGCCGGCUCACACGGGUGGGUAAAAUCGAGAUCAAACCAAAGCCAGAUAAAGAAGAAUCGAGGAAGAAAAAGAAAGAGAAGGAAGAUAAAGAGAAGGCUGCGGCAGAGUCAAAGUCCUUGGGGUCUGCAAGCAUUGUUGGAUCUGCCCCUGCUUCUACCACAGGCACAUCGCAGCCACCACCAGACUUUCAUGCAGUUGAGACCACUGGUCCAGCAAAUUCCGCUCUACCUCCUCCCACCCCCACUUUAGACCAAAAGACGCCUGAAAACAAGCCACCCGAAAAUGCUGCAGCUCCGACUGCAGAGAAUGCAGACACCCCCGUAGUGUCUUCUGGGGCGAACAUGAGCCAACCAGAUACAAAGUCUUCAGAGACGAAGACAAUCACGGCAACUCCUGCCGAGCAAAGCAAGGACAGUGCCGUGGAAAAGAAAGCUCCGGAGGUUGUCGCAAAUACACCAGUAUCACCCUCUGCGCAAGAUCAAACCACUACCUCUGAAAGGCAAUCCUCGGAGUCUAACCCUUCGGAGAGAAAGAAUUUUGCUGUGGAAAUUCCUGCGUCUCGUCAUUCAUUAGCUUCUGCGGGCAAUGGCUCUACCCAAAGAUUGCCCGACUCUUCCCCCACCAAGAACGACGAUGCCAUGGAUAUUGAUCAACCCCCAGCGGCUGUAGCGGGUGCAGAUUUUACCAAGAUGAAUCAAGAUGUUCCAGAAUCAACAGGCCAGGCAAUCUUGGCCACCCCACACGUUGCUGGUGCCCAACCGACCCCGGUAGAGACCCCUAUAUCACAUGCUGCUGGGACGAUUGUACAAGAACCACCAGUGGACAAGUCCCAGCCAGUUGAAUUAGUCACGACUAUCAGCCCUGCAAUUACACAGGCCCCUCAAGCCUCCCCGGCUACUGCAGCACCUAGUCAAGCCACGGUGCCCGAAAAUGCUCCAGCCCAGAGCCUAAACCAACCCUUCACUUUACAGUCCGAGUCACUAUUAUCAAAUGGGAUGGUGAAGGAACCAGCACCACCUGAGAUUCCAGAACCCCCUCCAGUGAUUGAGCAUACGGGACGCACUCUUACGAUUUUGGAAAACUUUGAUUAUGCGACCGCCAACAAUCGCAAAUACAGCAUGUACUUCAACGCCAAGAAGCCUGCUCGUUUGACCAAAAUUUCGUCAUCGCUUUGCGUCAUCACCUCAUUGCCCUCGCGUUACCGCGAUCCAGAGACUGCUCUCCCUUACGCCAAUUCAUACGCAUAUGGCCAAAUCCGUCGUCUGCUAUCGGAAGGGUAUAUUUGGAGCUCGAUGCUUGGAUGCUUUGUCGGCCCGGCCGAGGCUGCCCGUGGAGUACCCGAGCGAUUUACAGGCAAGACGGGCCCAGGCACAAUAAAACUACAGAUCGACAGGGAUGAGGGCCUGGCCGAAUCGACAGGGAAGGAAAUUGACAAAAUGGCUCUCGGGGUUCCUGCGACACCCCCAGGGACUCGAGCAUCAGAGCCAAUGGAGAUCGAUAAGGCAUGA